UUAUCCGAGUAGGAAAGGCCUUGCCUCAGGCUCGGUCGCUCACUUAGAUGUGACUGCCUGAAUCUCCCCUCCGUUCGAUUCGAGUGCCCCCUGUUUUCGUGAUGCCGGUCCUGUCUGCCUCUCCUCAGACUAAUGCACCACCCCUGUCGAUUGCUACUGGUGCUGGGAACUGGUUCCCAACGCUGCACCUGCUCGAGGUGCGCAACGGUUUCCUGUGGCGCUGCAAUGCCACGUCAACACGCCUGUAAGGGAAACGGGGGCGAGAGGCGCAUCGUUCAGCGAACGCUCAUCCGGUCAGCCUGGAGGCGUGGCUCGCCAACCGUCUUUGUUCUCCCAUGCCACGAGCAAAGACUUCGGGUAGGUAGGUCCCGCAACCGUGACCUUGGCGCAGCUUGGGCAGGGCUCAAUGCCUAAUGCUAUAAUUCGAUUUUGGCCGCUUUCGCAAUCGUUCGCUGCUAUCCUACUCUUCUUAAUUUUCCCCCCUGUAGGGACGGAUCUCA
This is a messenger RNA of Aspergillus brunneoviolaceus CBS 621.78, 500 nucleotides long. RefSeq lists its product as uncharacterized. The coding region runs from base 133 to 414 and encodes 93 amino acids. NCBI's taxonomy places the organism in Eukaryota, Fungi, Ascomycota, Eurotiomycetes, Eurotiales, Aspergillaceae. The transcript has a single exon. The record is from RefSeq and is a predicted model, not a curated record.